CGUAAGGUUAGCAGCCUCCACUAGAGGCUCUAACAGCUGUGACUUGAAGCUGGGAUUCUGCUGGGUCAGCUGACAACACAGAGUCAUUUCCAGGAAUAGAAACACAAACACCCGCCUGCUGCUUUCCACCAAGCUAUUUCUGCACCCAGGAAAGUGAAACUAAGCCUCUCCCCCUUUCCCUUCAGAGCUAUGGCUGCAUUGAAUCCUGUACAACACCUCCAGGAUGAACUGACCUGCUCCAUCUGCUGUGAAGUCUUCCAGCACCCAGUGAUUCUAGACUGUGGGCACAGCUUCUGCAGAGCCUGCAUCACCCAGUGCAGGGAGGAGGCCAAUGCACAUGUCUCCUGCCCUCAGUGCAGAAGCCCUUCUUCGCAGAACAAUUUCAGGCCCAACUGGCAGCUGGCGAAUGUUGUAGAAAAAGCCAAGCAGCUGAAUGAGCAGGUAGCCAAAGGAGCAGAAGGGGAGCAGGUAUGUGAGGAGCAUGGGGAGGCUUUGAAGCUGUUCUGUGAAGCAGACCAAAAGUUGCUGUGCAUGAUAUGCAGAGAGUCUCAGACUCACCGAGCGCAUGCUGUGGCUCCUAUCCAGGAGGCUGCGGAGCAGUACAAGGACCUGAUACACACUCAGCUGAGGAUUCUAAGGGGAGACAGGGAAAAGCUGGAAGAACAGAAAAUGAACAGAAGUCAGGAACACCAGGACUAUCAGGAGAAGUCUAAAACUGAACGGCAGAAAAUUGUCUCCGAAUUUGAGCGACUGCGCCAGCUCAUGAAGGAACAAGAGUGCCUCCUGCUGGCCCGGUUGGAUGAGCUGGACAGGAUGAUUAAGAAGAGUCAGAAGGAAACUGUCACCAAGCUGUCUCAGGAGAUUUCCCUUCUUGACAGCCUGAUCUUUGAGAUGGAGGGGAAGUGCCAGCAGCCCUCAAGUGAUUUCUUGCAGGACAUCAGAAGCACCUUGACUAGGUGUAUGAAAAGAAAGCUCCAGCAUGUGGUGGAGAUGUGCCCAGAGGGGGAAAAGAACCGUAGUGACAUCUCUGAACAAAAUCAAAAGCUAAAGAAGAUGCUAGGCAUUCCACCAUCUGACCUGGAGAAGGACAGGGGGGAACCUCAGGGAUCAUACAGCAAGGAAAAUGUGGCCAUGGAUCCAGACACAGCGCAUUGCCAACUUGUCCUGUCAGAGGAUCGGAAAAGUGUGAGAUGGGGAGACACGGAGCAGGAUCUGCCCAACAAUCCUGAGAGAUUUGCUCCGUGGUUCUGUGUGCUGGGCUGCGAGGGGUUCACCUCAGGGAGACACUGCUGGGAAGUGGUAGUGGAGGGGUCAGGAGCCUGGGCCGUGGGGGUCGCCAGAGAGUCUGUGAUGAGGAAGGGACGGCUCAUCCGUAACCCUGAGGCAGGGAUCUGGGCUAUGGAGCUGUUCUGUGGUCAGUACAAGGCUCUCACAUCCCCUCGUUUUACCCUCCUGUCCCUGCCCCAUGUCCCCAGGAAAGUUUGCAUCACUCUGGACUAUGAAGGGGGACUUGUCGCAUUUUCAGAUGCAGAUAACAAUGACCCAAUCUUCACUUUCCCCCCAGCCUCAUUCACUGGGGAGAGAAUCCAUCCUUGGUUCUGGGUGGGAGAAAGAUCCCUGCUUAUACUUUGUCCCUGAGACAUGGGAGAUGGAAUAGCCCAGAGAAAUGAUAACAUCCUCUGUGAGCUGCAAAGGAGCCUCUCUAUUCAGCUCCUGUUUUCCCACCUCUAUAACAAAAAUCUCAGAGGAUUUGCACUGUAAGAGCCACAGAGAGCAGCAUGUGCUUUGGAUAGAUAAAGCAGUGCUAUUGCAGUAGGCACCAUUACUUGUUCGUCCCUCUGCCUUACUGCUCUGGAGACUCCAGUCACAUUGUCUGUGCAGUGGGAAACCCCAAGCUGUAGAGCAAAAGACCACUUUAGUCCAGAGGUGAAUGCUCCUUGGCCUUCUUAAGCCAGGAAAGAAACUCCUGUUGGGGGCUGUGCAUGACAGAAACACUGAUUUUAAUGAAUGAGGACAUUGUGCCUGGGGAAAAGCUAGAAGCUCCACUCCUGUUGUGAGCAUUUUAUGCAAAUCUAUUUAAGUUGAUCUCCUUUGAGUCUUCCUGUGGACAUGUCUAUAUGAGACAUUUACUACGCAGUUAACUAAUUAACGGUGCAGUAAACAUCUCAGCAUCUAUUAGGUCACACAAAACUAAUAAACUCUGCAGCAAGGAGGGUUUUUUUAUGCACAGUAGCACUCGUGUAGAUGCUGCCUGCUGGCCCGUCCCACACUGAAGCACCUUCGUACCCCAGCCAGACCCUCUGCAGCAUGUUGAGCCCCGUCAGAGCAGCCCAAGGUUGACCCCCCAGAUCCCUGACCAGUCAGGGCUACUGUGAUCCAGCUCAAUGUGCUGUGGUCCAGGUGCACAUGGAAGUUGCACAACCAGGAGCCUCCCAGGAGUUUAUUGCUGUGCGUUAAUGGCUUAUGUAGAUGUGCCCUGUGUGAACUCCUGCAGCAGGGCCAAACUUGCCUUCCUGGCCUUAUCCAGACUAGCACAGCCAUGCAGCAUGUGGUGCAGCAGACACAUCUACUCUGUCCAAUACUGAUUUUUUUUUUUUUUUUUUGCUGCUGGAAUUCUAGUUCAGUGAUCCUAUUCCUUCAGUUUGGGCCAUCUAGGUUUAAGUUAAACUGGUGCCAUGGGCAAUAGCAUCGCAAAUGUUCUUCCUAGUUCAGCUGGAGAAAGUCUCAAUGCAAGUGGUACAAGCUGAUAUGUCAGGAGAGCCAAAUCCAGAGGUCAAUGACUAUGUAGACUGAGCACUCAUCUGGAGGAGGUGAGAUCUGGGUUCUGAUCCCUGUGCCAAGGACUGUUUAUGCAUUUUAUUCAAUGGCAGCCUUAUCUGAAAUGCAAACUGCUGAGGCCUGCCAUGACAGCCAUGGUGCUGGUCAUGCCCCAAAACAGAAUGUUAGACAACUAGGAAAUUUUAUUGGCAAAAACCCAGGUAGGGACUGAAGAAUGGACUUUUAGAUUUAGACGCUGAAGUUCCCCUAAGCUCCUGGUAUGAAUGUGGAUAAUUUCAUUUCAGGAAAAAUAACCAAAAAUAUGCAAAAUUGCUUUCGUAUAGAAUAUACCCAACUAGAAAAAUUUACAACCAGCAUACUAAGCACCCACGUCUUAAGAGAACAUUUACAAACACAAGCUAAAUCUGUUUUUCUUUUCUCAAGGAUGUUUGCAUGUAGAAAAUGAAGCUCAUUUACAUGUAGAAAAUUAUGCUAAUUGACAUAAAAACAAGACAGCUUUCUUCUACUCUUUUUAAUUCCUAAUUCAGCCAAACUGAAGGCCAAAUUCUGAUCAUAUUACUUAGUGUUGUGCUUUACCACUAGGCCAUAUGCCCUCUCACUUCAUGUAAAAUAUUUCAUUUCUCCGGGAGACAUCGGUUUCAAAACCCAUCUCACAGAAUUUCAGUCCUUUUCUCCAAGAGCAGUAUUCAUAUCCCUGCAAAAGUUCCCACAAGUGAAAACUGGAAGCAGCAAAAUACCACAAUGAUUCCUAUGAUCACAAGUAAUCUAUUCCUUUGCUCUUUGCUUUCAUCAAAGGGUAUAGACAGAUUUAACAACUGCUGUCAGUAUCAGCUGAUAUUGAUAUUUAUGCAUUGUAACAGCUUGUAUCAACUUGUUACAAUGCAACUUUCAGAUCUGCAUGAUUUUGUACCAAUGCAACUGCAGCAAAACUGCUACAGCUGUAACCAUGAUUUUUUCAGGGUCAAUAUUAGGGUGACUUAAAUUACUUGUAUUGCUACAGGACCAUGAAGCUUUGACUGUUAAAUCAUAACAGCGGCUGCAUGUUCCUGAGCAGUUCUCCAGAAUCCACCUCUGAAGCAGGUAAAAUGUACGUUUGUCUGUACCCAAAGUUAACUAUUUAAGGAGUCCAUGUACAUAAGCACUAGCAUUGUGUCGUAGUUUGAUUAUUUUAUAUUGAGGUUCUAAGUGCAACAGGAAGGAUUUGACAAGCUGUGUAACACAUUACACAUUGUAGCACAAUACCAAGCAUACUCAUGGUGUCUUGCACAGUUGUCUGGAAUUUUUUUAAGAAAAAGACCACCGUAAAUACCAGUCUCGACAGUUUUGUUAAACAAGGCUUAUGUACACUACCACGAUUCUGCCAGGAUGGCUUCUACUGGUAAAUCUCACUACUGAGACCCACCUUCUGCUGGCCAAGGAGAUUUGUUGUUAGUACAAUUUUAAGCAGUUCCCCAAGCUAAAUAAAGAGAGGUAGUUAGCCACUGUAGUCCUGAAGGUGCUGCCCUCCCUUGCCUUCUUCCUGACUUGAGACCACCGCAUUCAGAAAGUUGUAUAAACAGAGUAAGUAAUAUUGGGGGGGGGGGGGGGGAGGAGUAUUACCAGGCAACCUUUUUCAGUAGGCAUGCCACAAAUUAGCCCAGCACCCUCACUAAUGCUAUUCCAAUCCCCUUUCCCUGCCCAACCUACUACUUUGUUUUUUGCUUCCUGGCCCAUGCUUGCUACCCAAUCAACUGCUCUGCCUUCUCUGCUGUCCUUAUGUCGGGUGCCACACACAGAGGCUGCCUGGGCCACUUGUGGCAUACAUGCCACAGGUUGGCCACCCCUUAUACAACUACAAGAACAUUUUUGCUAUUAAGCAGCAUCUGCAGUAGGGUUUUUGCUGGCCUAGGGAUGUCACCUAGAGGUGUGAUUUCUUAAAAAUUAACAUACCUGUGCUAGAAGAACUUUUAAAUGUAAACUAAGUGAUACAAAAACAUUUAGAAUAGUAGGGAUGAAAAGUUAUACCAUAUUUACCCAAUUCCAAAAUGAAUUCAAUUUUAAGAUGACCCCUCAGUAAUUAUAUUCUAUAUGGGAAAUUAUAAAUGUGUUAAAAUUUUCCACGUAUAGAAACUAAGUAAUGGAAGGUCCUCUUAAAUUCACACACCCCCUGCUGUGGCAGGGGAAGCAGCAGCAGAGGGGCAGGGGGUGAGAGACCAGACCCUCACCAUUUUCUCCCCUAACCCUUCCCCUCUCUCCCUGCCCUGCCUGUCCCACUGCCACUUGCCCUUCAUAGUGUCUUCCCCCUCUGCUGCCAGGCCUCUGCCCCCCUGCCCCUUUUCUCCUGUGUGUGCACUUACCCCCACCUCCUACUCCCCCUGCAGCCUGCAUCCUUGCUCCAUGCCUUUUCCUGCCCCCUACCCUCCCAUGCCUGUGUUUGACCUCUGCCACCUGUGUCCCCAGGCCUGCCCAGAGCAGAAGGUAAGGCAGGAAGAGAAGGCAUCUGGGGAAGUACAGGCUGUACAGGGUCCCCUACAUUCCCCAUGAGCUGCACACUCAGGUCUUCCCUGUUCCCUACUAAUACCACAUGGUCUCUCCCGUGUUUUCCUUGGUAUGAGCCAUCCCAGUCCAGGGCAGGUGGCAAACUUCAACUUCAAUUUGAGUAAAUACAGGACUUCUUGGCAAAUCAGCAAUUCAGACACAGGCACAGCUUUAAAAUUUUUUUCUACGUACCUUGAAGUAGCAGUGCAACUCGUGAUCGCUGCAGUGCUGGGGUGAAUGAAGGCUCCUACAGCAACACAAGAGGUUCUCCAGCGUGCUCGGCAGCAAACCCAGAAGUGGACCAGAAGUACUUCUGGUCCACUUCCGGGUCUGCCAGAGAGUGCGCUGGGGGGCCCUCUUGCACUCCCCCAGCUCAACAAUCAGCUGCAGGGGGAUGCCGGGUGCUCCCCCAGACCCAGGAGGCACCAGUCAUUGAGCUGGGAGUCAUGGGGGCGGGGGCAGCAUGCUCCCCAGUGGACCUGGAAGUGCUUCUGGUUCAUUUCCAGGGCUGCUGCCAAGCAUGUUGGGGAGUACCCCGUGCUUCUGUGGGACAUUCUACCCACCCCAGCACUGUAGCGAUGAUGGGCUGCCUGCUACCUAGAGGUAUGUAGAAAAAACAUUUAAAGUUAUUCUCUAUGUCCGAAUUGCCGAAUCUGUCUGAAUCUGUCCGAAUCAAUUUGGAGGUUUCCAAAUUGAUUCAGAGAGAUUAAAGUGUCCUCUGAUUCAAUUUAGAUUCAGAGAUUCGACCACGGAAUUGGGCCAAAUCGCCGCGAAAUCAAAUCACGGACCGAAGCUUCACACAGCCCUACUUUUCACCUCUAGAUCUCCAAAUUUUACAUGAUGGUGACCAAGCAUCAGUAGUCAGGAAAACUGGCACUGAAGUGCCUGGCACAUGUUCACUUAAUGGCACAAUGGGAUCUGUUCUCUGAUUCCAACAAUUGCACUUCCUGCAUGUCACACAUGUAUAGCAAGACAUACUACUUCAGGAUCGGGGAUCAGAUCCAAAUUGCACCAAUUGCAUCAUGAUCCCAGGCUCCCCCUGAACUGGCAAGGAGAAAGCUGUGUGCCCAGAUAACCAGCGAGGUCCUGGGCCUGGGGCUGACAAACAGCUGAUUGUGGGUCCUAACACUGGGACUGCACUGGAGCUGAUCCAGAGCCUUGCCAUGCAGUUGGCAUCAGGCUGCAUGUUAGGGACUCUGCCACACAUUCAAUUUAAGGCAUGAUGGAAACCAGCCACAAAAUGGAUUUCACAUAUUUUUUAGAAUAACAUUGUGGUUUAUUCCAUACGUUUUUGUGCUGUUAAUUGCCUGAAUGUGUGGCCUGGUUACUGUUUAAAAUGUUAUUAACUAGUUAAUCCUGUCUUAAAUGUAACGUCUGCCAGGGGCCUGAGAAUCAGCAAACCGUUGGAACUUACACUCUGAUCCUCAAGAUUCAGACUGGAAUAUACCCCAAUUGUCCUGAUGCCUUCUCAGGUGCCCUCACCAUUGAAUCAUAUUCUCAUCUAUGAUGCACUGUGGGUGACAAGAGCUCAAUAUGCACAAAGAAUGGAGAGUUUUGGCACUGAGUUAGGAUAACAGGGUUUGGUCCCUUCAUUGUCUUUUAACGUUCAUUUUGUUCUUCAGAGCUCUGUCUGUUGAUAUUAUUCUGAAAUCCUUCUAAACAAGUGUAUUCACACUCAGGUUAGUCAUGCACUUUGUAUGGGAUAUCUGCAUGUUGUAUAUUUAAAAAGUUACAGUCUGUUUAUAAUGGAUUUAGGUUAGUCAUAAAACAGCCUUAAAGAACGGCUGGCACCCCAUGAAAACUAUUCUUAUCAGAAGUGAGCCUGCUUACACAGCAUGUAUUUUCUGUUUCUCUUUCCCUGGUUUUCAUUAUUUGGAAUAUUUGCAGGACAACUAGUGUUUUGCUCCUUAGAAAGUUCAUGUUUUUCUGCUCAUCUGAAAUAACAAAAUUUUUACUAUGACAUGACAGUUUAUCAUUAUGUAACAACAAGCAUUUACAAUAAAACAGAGAAAAGGAGAAUGAUUGCAGGUGAGGAGACAAGCAAGUUUCCAAAGGAACAAAGACCUCAUGUUCAUAUACAUGCCAUAGGAAUUGCUUUAAAAAGACAGCAAAAGAAGAUGUAUUAAAGAGCAUUGAAGCAAAAUUAUUUCUCAACAAAGCAUUCUAUAAAGUGACAAUAAUUAAAAUUAGUGCAGCCUUAAAAUGAUAUUGAGUUUAAAAUACAGAAUCUUAACAGGUGAGAAGUCUAAAAUUUUAAAUUAAAUUAAAUCCUCUGCCCUCACUCUUCCCCUUCCCCUCUACUGGUCUUUGUCACACAUCCUAUGUUUCCAGCUCAUAUGGCUUCCUCUCUAAUAGACAUAAGGCACAUUAACGCUGUGUAUGGACUGACUUGGGACUAACUUUAGUUCCACAUCAGGCCACACACAUAGUGUUAAUUCAUUUUAAUGCAUGCACGUGUAAACGUGAGCCUAAAUCAUUUUAGUGCACAUUAAGCUAAUGCUCAUUAAAUUUAGGCAUGCCUAAAUGCAUGUGUAGAUACACCCAUAGUAUAAAAUAAUUACUAACAACUCCUCCUACAUGAUCCUUACAACUUCUGUCCUGGACAUGUAAAUAUAUGAGUGGAUUUGAAAUAAAAUUUGGUAAACUUUUC
Molecule: messenger RNA, 7945 nt
Organism: Alligator mississippiensis (American alligator)
Lineage: Eukaryota; Metazoa; Chordata; Crocodylia; Alligatoridae
Product: zinc finger protein RFP
Exons: 7
Coding region: 190-1638 (482 amino acids)
Molecular function (GO): protein binding; zinc ion binding
Source: RefSeq, a predicted model, not a curated record